GAAGAAGUAGAAGGAGGAGCCAUCAGUCACUCAGACCUGCUGUUUUCACAUUUCCAUGUCAGACUUCGCCAAUUCAGAAAGGAUAAAGUAAUAAAUUAACAGAAGUCCUGACUUAGGGAGGAAGGAUGAAAACGUGGGGACUGGGCCCAUGUGGCUCUUUACAAAAGUCCUUAGGGCCUCCUUUACUGGAGCAUAGACAAACUCAGGGUGCACUGCAUCAAAAAUAGGGGCCGCCCUGCUAUGUAUGGCAAUCAGGGCACCUUCCACUGAAAAGCAUAUAAUGCUGCAAUGGAUAUCAUAGAACCAAUCCUAGCCAUUGCAGAAAAGCUGUACAGCCUAUGUGAGGAAGUGAAGGCCAACAAGAAGCGCUGCAGACGUUUGGCUCACCGCGUGUCUACUCUGGCUGAGCUGGUGAAAACCGUGAAGGUUCAUGGCUUUGGGACUGAGCCUCAACAGGUUAUAAAUGGACUUGAAAAUCUUAAACUCACUCUGGAGUCAGCAGAGAAGAUAGUGAAGAAAUACACUUGCUUCAGCUAUUUGAGACGCGUCGCCAAAGCGUAUGACCUCGGCGAGGAGUUCAGCUGCCUAAAUGAGAGGCUAAACGAUGCAGCUCAGCUGCUUUCUCUAGCACUUCAUUUCGAGCACAGAGUGUGUAUCGAUAAAGUGUUUCAAGAAGCAACGAGGCGGCGGGAAGAUGAAGAGGACAGGCAGAGUGACUCUUUGGAACUUCGAGAAUUGCUCCAGUCUUUAGCUCAGGAGAGCAAAGGAACGAACACGAUGGUUGACGCCGUGCAAAAGACAGUUGACCAAACUCAAAAAGAUGUGCAGGACAUUAAAGAGAUCCUGGAAUCAAUGAAAAAGCCCCGUCUUCAUCUUCAAGACAUUAGAGAGAUUAAACCAGAGGAACUGACCUACAGUUUCCCUGGCAAAGCCUUCAUGAAGUGCAGCCAUUCUGAGAUUUACAAAGGAACGUACAACAAGUUCACUGUGGCUAUCAAGAGAUACUUAUGCCCGCUCAGCACCAGCCCCAGUCAGCUGAGGAGUGUUUUUAACAAGGAGGUUGAGACCAUGAAGCGCUUUGAGUCACCCAGUAUCUUAAGAAUGUUUGGGAUCUGUGUCGAGGAUGAGAAUGGACCAAAUCCAAGACACCUUAUAGUCAUGGAGUACUGUGAGAAGGGGAGUCUUCGACAAGUCCUGGACAGUAACUGCAAUCUGCCCUGGGAGAGAAAGACUCAGAUGUGUCUGGAUGCGGCGCAGGGACUCUACAGGCUGCAUCAGUCGGAGGAGAAGUUUAAAGUGCAUGGCUCCAUCAGAAGCUGCAUUUUUCUAGUGGCUGCUGGCUACAGAGUAAAGUUGGGAGGCUUUGAGUUGGCAAAAACCGAAACUUCUCUUCAGAAGAAUAAAUCCAAAAUGAACAGUGUUUUACAUUACAACUCUCCACAACAGCUUCAGAAUGUCAACUAUACUUAUGACAAGGCAUGUGAGAUCUACAGUUUUGGCAUUGUCUUGUGGGAAAUUGCCACACGAGAUGUUCCUUUUAAAGACUGUACGACCCCCCGUCAGAUCUACCAAAAAGUGUGUGUAGAGAAGAUCAUGGAGGCACUUCCAGAAGACUGUCCUAAACAACUAAAACAGCUCAUCAAUGCCUGUCGAUCAUUUGAGCCCUUCCUACGACCAACAGCAGGAGUAUUGGUCGACAGGCUCUUCAACAUGGUGGAAGACGACUGAUUCCUGCAUCUCUAACCAAUGCUGCUGGCAAUCCAUGUCCAUAUCUGAUUCUGAUGAUGUAGGAUACAGGAAAGAAAGCAGGACAAACUUGCAUCACAUAAACCCUGGACUCUCAGUUUAUUAACCCAAACCUUGAUAAAUUUAGGUACAUGUUGCAUAUACAUAGUGCAUAAUAUUAUUUAUCUUAUUGGGAAUGAUGAUCCAUCCAUUCACAUUGUUUAGACAUUUUGCAUUCACAUUUCUGAUAAGAUGCAACACGUAUGUAUAUGAGUUUCAAAGUUUUUUUUAUUAUUAUUAUUAUUUUUUCUAAGUUGUAUAGCAAACAUCCUGUUUCAUAAAAGACUUCGGAUUGUAGAUCAGUGAUGUGUGAGAUGAGAAAAUGUUGCUUUUAAUAUUUGUAAGGUAAAAUAAACAUUUAUUUGAUAUAAUGCUUUAUAAUUAUAUAACUUUAUAAUACAAUAUUGUGUAAUCUGUGUCAUCAAAAAUAAAAACUCACAGCUGCAUAGUAAAUGUCUGUCUGUCUUUUUGCUAAACAUUACAUUAAAAGUUAUUGUUGGUACUGUUUUUGUUGUUGUUGUUAUGUAACUAACUAAAUUUACUGACAGUUAAAAAGACAGAAAAAAGGAGUAAAGAUAAAUUUAAGUGAU
This is a messenger RNA of Carassius gibelio (silver crucian carp), 2375 nucleotides long. RefSeq names its product mixed lineage kinase domain-like protein. The transcript has 12 exons. NCBI's taxonomy places the organism in Eukaryota, Metazoa, Chordata, Actinopteri, Cypriniformes, Cyprinidae. Gene Ontology annotation, molecular function: protein kinase activity; ATP binding. Gene Ontology annotation, biological process: cell surface receptor signaling pathway; protein phosphorylation. The coding region runs from base 289 to 1728 and encodes 479 amino acids. The record is from RefSeq and is a predicted model, not a curated record.